AUGUCAAAGCACGGUGUUAAUGUUGUACGCGUACCUACUGGUUGGUGGCAGAUUUAUGACCUUGAUGGUGGUGCUAGUAAAGCUAAACUAAACUGGAACGUUACCCCUACUGAUUAUAUAACCGGUGGUCUGGCAUACAUUGAUAAAGUGUUUGAUUGGGGCCAGAAGUAUGGCAUCGGUAUCCUAUUGGGAAUGCACGCAGCACCUGGAUCUCAAAAUGGCCAAGACCAUUCAUCGCCCACUCAAUAUCCCGGUCAAAUAAACUGGGAUAAGUCUGAUUCAAACAUUGGUCAAACUGUAGAUUCAAUGGAAUUAUACGCUAAACGAUACGGAAGUAAGCCAGCUCUGUUUGGGUUUUACUUACUUAAUGAGCCAGCACAUAUCAAUAUUACAAAGUUGCAAGAUUACUAUAACCGA
Oppiella nova is the source of this 417-nucleotide messenger RNA. NCBI's taxonomy places the organism in Eukaryota, Metazoa, Arthropoda, Arachnida, Sarcoptiformes, Oppiidae. The record is from the annotation of a GenBank genome assembly.